CGUAAUUGACUUUGACAAGUUCCCUAUCUGAACCAUGGAUGAGGCUCAAACUCUAUUAGACCCUCUCGCAGAGCUAGUAACUACAUACCAUGAGUUGAAUGGCUCAAUCAUCCCAGAGCUCUCGGAAUGUCCCUCCGCCUUAGAAUUUAUGCGGCAUGUCGCCCGCAACAGACCUUUUGUUGUCCGCGGCGGGGCUGCGGGGUGGAAGGCUACCAAGACUUGGAAUGUAGCUGCAUUGAAAGACUUGCUGACGGGUCAGAGUGUCAACGUUGCGGUUACGCCUGAAGGAAAUGCGGAUUCUCCGACCAGAAAUGAAGAGGGGGAAUUGAUGUUUGUAAAACCGUGGGAAGAACAACAGUCUUUUGAAGAGUUCGUUGAUUUUGUCUCCAAGCAAGAACUCAGCAAAGUCCCUGUAGAAUCUGUGACAGAAGUCAGAUAUGCCCAAACUCAAAAUGACAAUCUCCGCAAUGAGUAUGCUACCUUAUUCUCGCAUGUUGAAAGAGACAUACCCUGGGCACGCAUAGCUCUGCAACAAGCUCCUGAAGCUAUCAACCUCUGGAUCGGCAACUCUCUUUCCACAACUGCACUUCACAAGGAUAAUUACGAGAAUAUAUAUGUCCAGAUAAUUGGGCAAAAGCAUUUUGUUUUAUUACCUCCUCUGGCUUAUGCUUGCGUCAACGAACGACAAUUGUCUCCAGCUUCAUACAGGCGGAGUGAAGGUGGAGGAUUGAAGAUGGUGAAGGAGGAUGGUGAGAAGGUCCCCUUUGCUACGUGGGAUCCUGAUCAGGAGGGAAAUGAGACAAGUUAUUCAAAGCUUGCGAAACCGAUGAGGGUUACGCUGAAUCCGGGUGAUAUGUUGUAUUUGCCUGCUCUUUGGUAUCACAAAGUGUCACAGUCCUGUUCCGAGGAAGGUAUCUGUUGUGCUGUUAAUUACUGGUUUGAUAUGGAGUUUGGAGGCAGCUUCUAUCCGCUUUGCAACUUUGCUCGGAGUUCUGCGCUGGCAGCACUCAAGACUUGAAGCUUCUAAAGAUUGAAAGAAUCCCGAGGCUACGUUCAUGCGUCGAGGAUUGCAAGGAUACUGGAUACGUUGUGUAAGUCCUCCAGAGGGUAUACAUCAAGUAGAAGAAGGAUCCUCUCGCUACAGAUCCCGAACGAGAGGAAUUUGGACAGAAUCACGGGGCUACUCAUUGUGCCAACAAAAUUGUGACCCAUUUGUGUGAUAGAAUGGAUUGCGGUGCAGAGUGCUUCGUCCACCAGGAGCGCAAGGAACUUAGGAUGCAGAAUGGUAUUUUCCAAAGAGGAUCGCGAUUGCUGAGAAAAGUCCCUGCUGUAUAAAUAAAAUACCUUGCAAAGCAUUCUUAUACAUUCCCAGGGCAUGAUUUCACGUCAUGUUUCACCACAUACAGCUGAUAGUUUGCAGGCGCUAAUCGGGGUUUGUCAAAUUUCUAUCUAUUAGUACAAUUGUUAUACAAAGAGUCGU
Messenger RNA from Amorphotheca resinae ATCC 22711, 1480 nucleotides. RefSeq lists its product as hypothetical. Gene Ontology annotation, molecular function: 2-oxoglutarate-dependent dioxygenase activity. NCBI's taxonomy places the organism in Eukaryota, Fungi, Ascomycota, Leotiomycetes, Helotiales, Amorphothecaceae. The transcript is spliced from 5 exons. The coding region runs from base 35 to 1018 and encodes 327 amino acids. The record is from RefSeq and is a predicted model, not a curated record.